Molecule: messenger RNA, 1479 nt
Organism: Hyaena hyaena (striped hyena)
Lineage: Eukaryota; Metazoa; Chordata; Mammalia; Carnivora; Hyaenidae
Gene: CAMLG
Product: calcium modulating ligand
Exons: 4
Coding region: 99-986 (295 amino acids)
Biological process (GO): tail-anchored membrane protein insertion into ER membrane
Cellular component (GO): GET complex
Source: RefSeq, a predicted model, not a curated record
GGGGUGGGCUCGCGCUCUGCGGCCUGGCCUGAAGUCCUCGGCGCCGCCGGUGCUGCCUUCAGCACCACCUUCCUCACUCCCUACCUGUGGAGGGGAAGAUGGAGUCUGUCACCGUAGCGACUGACAGCGGGGACCGGCCGGGGGCUCCAGCGGGCUCAGGCCUGUCGGCUUCCCAGCGUCGGGCCGAGCUGCGGCGGAGGAAGCUGCUUAUGAACUCGGAACAGCGCAUCAACCGGAUCAUGGGCUUUCACAGGCCUGGGAGUGGCGCGGAAGAAGAAGGUCAAACAAAAUCAAAGCAGGACAGUGACAAACUGAACUCCCUCACCAUCCCUUCAGUUUCAAAGCGAGUCGUGCUGGGCGAUUCGGUUGGUACAGGAGCAACUGACCAGCAAAGUGAUGUGGCCGAGGUAAAGGGGACUCAACUGGGAGACAGAUUGGACUCUUUCAUUAAACCACCAGAGUGCAGUAAUGAUGUAAACCUUGAGCUCCGGCAGCGGAACAGAGGAGACCUGACAGCCGACACUGUCCAGAGGGGUUCUCGCCAUGGCCUUGAACAGUACCUUUCCAGAUUUGAAGAAGCAAUGAAGCUACGGAAACAGCUGAUUAGUGAAAAACCCAAUCAAGAAGAUGGAAAUACAGCAGAAGAAUUUGACUCUUUUAGAAUAUUUAGAUUGGUGGGAUGUGCUCUUCUUGCCUUUGGAGUCAGAGCUUUUGUUUGCAAGUACUUGUCCAUAUUUGCUCCGUUUCUUACUUUGCAACUUGCAUACAUGGGACUAUACAAAUAUUUUCCUAAGGGUGAAAAGAAGAUAAAGACAACAGUACUAACAGCUGCACUUCUUUUAUCUGGAAUUCCCGCUGAAGUGAUAAAUCGAUCGAUGGAUACCUAUAGCAAAAUGGGCGAAGUUUUCACAGAUCUCUGUGUCUACUUUUUCACGUUUAUCUUUUGUCAUGAACUCCUCAAUUACUGGGGCUCUGAAGUACCAUGAAGCUUGAAGAACACAGAAGGAGAAGCUUAUAAAAAAACAAGCAGCUUCUCAACUAUACUGCAGUGUCUCUGAAAGAGGCAAAUCAGUUUACACCUUUAUGUCCUUCUUUUACUUUAUAGGGUUGUAAAAUCUGGUUAGGAAUGGAAUGGCAGGUUCCCGGAUUUAAAAGUGUUGAGUAUUGUAUUAAUACUGAUGUGAAGAAUAGACUACUAUGGUCAUUAAUUGACUUUUCUUGUUUAAGUAGAAUCCCUAGUCUCUACCUUUCUCUAACUUCUGAGAUUUGUAAUUCCUCUUUUGGGAGCUGAGCUACUGCUUUAAAAGAGCAGAUGCACAUGGUCUCAGCCAACCCCAUGGGCUGUGACGUGUAUUUGUGUCAUUCUGUCCUGAGAAAUGGAGCCGUCUUAAAAAUAAAAUGGAAGAAACUAAAUUGUCUUAUGUUAAGUCUGCAUGUUUUAACUUAAAAGGGCUGAAUAAGGUAGCCAAUUUUAUCUUU